GCCACCCAAGCGUUCCGCUCGGACUCCUACUACUACUACUGGUGCUCCUGCUGGUGCUGGCAAGAAGACUUCUGGACCUAUUCGCAAAGGACGUGGUGCUACUAUGAAGGUCGCCGCUCAGCCCUACAACAGGUCUUCGGGAAACUAUAAUCGUGGUCAAUGGCAGCAAGGACAACAACAACAGUCUUCGUAUGGAAGUGGUGGGAAGAGUACCUGGCAGCAACAGCAGAGUGGUGGUGGCGGUUCGGGGUAUCGCAAUAGUCAGGGCAGCUAUUAUGGGAGUACCUCGAACAACAACAACAAGAGUUGGGGUGGCUCUUGGGGCGGUAACUGGAGUGAUAACAGAGGGGGCAACAAUCAGUCUUGGAAUCAACAUGAUAAUCGUGGUAACGACUACAAUGACAACAACAACAAGAACACCAACAACAACAAGAACGGCUCUUACUAUGCUAGAAAUGAUACUGGUUAUAGACAGCAGCAACAGCAGCAGAACAACAAUAACGCC
Perkinsus marinus ATCC 50983 is the source of this 505-nucleotide messenger RNA. RefSeq lists its product as hypothetical. Lineage: Eukaryota; Perkinsozoa; Perkinsida; Perkinsidae. The record is from RefSeq and is a predicted model, not a curated record. The annotation marks the transcript as partial. The transcript has a single exon.